This is a messenger RNA of Linum tenue, 529 nucleotides long. The record is from the annotation of a GenBank genome assembly. NCBI's taxonomy places the organism in Eukaryota, Viridiplantae, Streptophyta, Magnoliopsida, Malpighiales, Linaceae.
GAAUUGUUGGCUUUGCAUCCUCCCUCUCCGUUGUCGUAUGAUUACAGGUUCUGGAAGUUAUUUUGGAGUUUACCUCUCCCGCCUAAACUUAAGUUCUUUUGGUGGCGAGUGGUUCGAGGCUUCCUUCCUGUUCGGGCGGUGCUACAAAUCAAGCGGAUUGUGGCGGAUAAUACGUGCCCGGUGUGUUCUGCAGGGGCUGAAACUCUUUCUCAUACUUUCCUCCACUGUCGGGUGGCCACAGAGCUGUGGGAGCUUGCUGGUUUGGGUUCCCUUAGAAGGAGACUGCUGGGCACUCCACAAGCACAUUCAAUAUUUAGGGUCGCCCUUAUUUCGGCAAUUCAGAGCUCAGGUUGAGGAGUGGCAGCACACAUCAUCUCCGUUGACGCUCCAUAGGGAUGGCGGUGGGGCAUUUCGUUCACGAACGGGUUCGGGACAGGGGGCUCGCAUUAUGCCGACAUACGGGAUUUGCCCAACUGGUGGCGUCCUUGUUCGUUUUGAUGGAGCUUGGAGGAAGGAUGUGGGAGGCGGA